Messenger RNA from Arabis nemorensis, 1485 nucleotides. Lineage: Eukaryota; Viridiplantae; Streptophyta; Magnoliopsida; Brassicales; Brassicaceae. The record is from the annotation of a GenBank genome assembly.
AUGGAAGCGAUGAAGACAAGAUCGUUAUCAUCAGUAGGGAGAUGGGUAAACGAAGUCGUGAGCUUCGUUGUGUUUUGUUUCUUAGACAUCGUAGAUUCUUUGCUCUGUGUUCUCUACAAAACUGCUGAUUAUCUCCUCGAAGCAGAGUGGAAACCUUGCUAUUGCUUGUCUCCCAAGGAACUCAUCACCACCACCACCAAAGGGAACAUCCUCGUAUCUCAUACCAAUGGUGAAUCCAAGAUUCUCACUGUUUCUCCCCUUCAACAACAACUUAGCGGACGUUCCAAGAUUGAGCUUGAGGAGAUCUCAGAGACUCUUUACUCUCGUCCUUCUCUUCUCUCUGACUUCUCUAACCUCUCCAUUAACAAUCUCACCAAAUGGUUAGUGAAUGGGACUAGGUCACAUUCCGAGUGUGACGAGAAAAAGAUGAGUAAGAGCCAAGGUAGAGCGAUGAUGAAGUCAAGAUUGACCGUGAGCUUCACUUUCGUUGAGAUGCUUCAAGGAAAGAUUAAGCCGAAGAAGUUGAGCCGACAAGUCUCGAGAUGGUCGGAUUGUGAUUGCGGAUUUUGCACUUGUUGGACCUCCACUUGUGUCAAAGAUCAGUCCCUCUUUGUCCAAACUCAAUUCCCAAAAGGCAAUACCGGGAAAGAGGAUGUGUUGUUCAUACACGGAUUCAUAUCUUCAUCAGCGUUUUGGACAGAGACUGUGUUUCCAAGUUUCUCGAAGUCCAAUUAUAGACUCUUCGCCGUAGAUCUUUUAGGGUUUGGGAAAAGCCCUAAGCCUGCGGAUUCACUCUACACGAUGAGAGAGCAUGUGGAGAUGAUAGAGAAAUCGGUAUUGCUUAAACACAAUGUGAAGUCGUUCCACAUUGUGGCUCACUCUUUGGGUUGCAUCUUGGCUCUUGGCUUAGUCGCUAAGCACGGUGGUUCCAUCAAGUCACUAACCCUCCUUGCUCCGCCGUACCAUCCCGUGCCCGCGACGGAGGUGGAGCCAAGGCAGUAUGUGAUGAAGAAGGUGGCGCCGCGGAGGAUUUGGCCACCGAUAGCGUUUGGAGCAUCGAUGGCUUGUUGGUAUGAACACAUAAGCCGAACCAUUUGUCUCCUCAUCUGCAAAAACCAUCGUCUUUGGCAAUUUCUUGCCAAACUCAUCACCCGAAAUAAUAGGACAAUAAACUUUCUAAUAGAAGGAUUUAUGUGUCACACACAUAACGCAGCGUGGCACACUCUACACAACAUAAUAUGUGGAAUAGGUAGCAAACUGGAUUCGUAUUUGGACAUGGUACAAGAUAAACUCAAGUGCAAUGUCGUAAUCUUCCAUGGGAGAGACGAUGAGGUUGUUCCUGUUGAGUGUAGCUACAAUGUUCAAAGUCGGAUUCCUCGAGCACGAGUUAAGGUUGUUGAGAACAAAGAUCACAUUACUUUAGUUGUCGGAAGACAAGACGAGUUUGCUAGAGAGCUCCAGGAGAUUUGGAAGACUUCUUGUUAG